Cornus florida is the source of this 984-nucleotide messenger RNA. RefSeq lists its product as uncharacterized. The coding region runs from base 1 to 984 and encodes 327 amino acids. Lineage: Eukaryota; Viridiplantae; Streptophyta; Magnoliopsida; Cornales; Cornaceae. The record is from RefSeq and is a predicted model, not a curated record. The transcript is spliced from 2 exons.
AUGGAUGAAGGCCAAGCUACAAACAAAGCUCCAGGGUUCAGUGGUGUGAACUAUGAUUCAUGGAAAAUCAGAAUGGAAGCAUUUUUAAUGUCUCACUCUUAUGAUGUCUGGCAUUCUGCAAUGAAUGGAAUUGUGGUUCUUAAUCCUGAAAAUCCUUCUAAAGCUGAUAAAAUUGCUGUGGCUAAUGAUGGUAAAGCCAAACAUGUCCUUUACUGUGCUUUAGAUACUGUCAUUAAAGAAAACAAGAUUCAGCUCUAUAAUCAAUAUGAAGCUUGUAAGAUAGAGGAAAGGGAAACUGUAGCUGAGUAUUUGUUUAGGAUCAAUGAUAUUGUCAACAAUAUGAAAUCCCUUAGUAAAGACAUUAAGGUCUCAGAUGUUUGCAAGAAAAUUCUCAGGUCUCUUACACCUAGAUUCAAUGCAAAGGUUAGAAUCCUUGAGGAUAAAGACUUAUCUCAAAUGAAGAUUGAUGAUCUACAAGCCUCUCUUACAGCCUAUGAGAUGAGAAUUGGAACUCCUACUCUUCAAAGAAAAGAAGCUACACUUAAAGUCAAAGAAGUUACUGAAGAAUCUGAUCCAAAGUCUGAGGAAGAUGAUCUUAAAGAGGAUGAAGUUGCCUAUCUAUCAAAGAAGUUCAAGAAAUUCAGAUUUAAGAAGAGAAGUCAAUCUCAAAAUCUAACUUGUUAUGGAUGUGGCAAGCCUAGCUAUUAUGUCUCAAGUUGUCUAACUUCAAAAGGACAAAAUCAGAGGAAGAAAGAAGGGGGAAACUUUAAGGGAAGAUUUGGAAGAAAGGCCUUCUUCACAGAUUGGGAUUCUGUUUCUGAAGAAGACAAACCUGAGGAAUCAAAAGAAGAUGAGUGUUUGUUUAUGGCUACUCUUGAAACACCACAGAAAGUAGCUGAAGUUGAAGAAGACAAUGAAGACAGUGACUCAAAGAUUGAAGAAAUUCUUGAAGAAUGUGAGAGACUUGCUGUGAAGUGCAAUUAA